Molecule: messenger RNA, 795 nt
Organism: Penicillium daleae
Lineage: Eukaryota; Fungi; Ascomycota; Eurotiomycetes; Eurotiales; Aspergillaceae
Exons: 4
Coding region: 1-795 (264 amino acids)
Source: RefSeq, a predicted model, not a curated record
AUGGGGGAUGAUGACACGUCCACUGUGUACGCUGCUGAACUUCACGGCAUCGAGAUGGCACUCAAUUUAGCCCUGGAAAGCACGGUGCCGUGGGUGACACAGGCGAAGAAUGGCAUUGUCGUCUUCGCAGACAGCCAAGCGGCAUUGAAGGCGCUCCGCCAACCACGGAUGCCGUCAGGGCAGGUCUAUCUGGAAGGGGAGUGGCUGGCAACGAACGUGUCCAUUGACACGCAAAAGAGGCAGCCCUGGAACCGCAAGGGCCACAGAACCCAGAUAAUCGCUGCGGCCAAACGUAGUAUUCGCCGUAAGGCGAAGGCCGAGUGGGAGAGAUCAUGGACCACGGAGAAAACAAGCCGGCCAACAAAACGCUUGGUUGAACUACCAACCGAGAAGACCCUAGAAUACUGGUCCGACCUACGGAAGGCGACGGCAUCAAUUCUGAUGCAGCUUCACACCGGGCGGAUUGGCCUUACGGCUUACCUGCAUCGAAUCAACCGACGCGAGCCAGCGAGAUGUAGUUGCGAUCUGGGGAACCAGACAGUCAGUCACAUCUUGCUUGAAUACCCGCUGCUCCAGGAUGAGCGCAACUGGAUGAGAAACGCCCUGUCAGAGCGCGGGGUCGCUAGUCGUCUCGAUGAGCUCCUAAUACGGCCAGAGGCCAGCGCAAUUGUGGCUGAAUUCAUGAUACGAAUAGUUCUAAGCAGUCGACCCAAUGGCUUUAGGGGUCGAAAAAGGCGACGGAAAAUAAUGACCCCGCAGGACAGUGUCACGGAAGGAGAAGGAUGGCGCCCGUGA